Penicillium verhagenii is the source of this 1155-nucleotide messenger RNA. RefSeq lists its product as uncharacterized. The record is from RefSeq and is a predicted model, not a curated record. NCBI's taxonomy places the organism in Eukaryota, Fungi, Ascomycota, Eurotiomycetes, Eurotiales, Aspergillaceae. The transcript has a single exon. Bases 1 to 1155 code for a protein of 384 amino acids.
AUGAAAAAUGUCCCCAAAUCGCCUGUGCGACUUGAGGAAUUGAAAACCGAGCUCCAACCAAUAGUUGAAGCCCAACCAAAAACUUACAAGAAACAGAUUGCGAUUCUUUUCUACUGGGAUGAUGACGAACAAUCCGCGAAGCAAGACAUUCAACUCAUGACUAAUUUCUUAUCCACGUUUGGUGUUAACACAAGCUACUUCAAAUUGUCAUCUCAUCCGCAGUCCCUGGUAGAAAAGAAGCUCAUUGAGUUCGUGGAGGAAAAGAUCUCGCGUCAAGAAGCAAGAUAUCCAACCCAAGACUUGCUGCUUAUCCUCAACUACGUUGGACACGCCUUCUGGGAUGAAAAGAUCAAGGAUUUGAGACUGGGACCCACCUAUCAAACAUACGUCAAGUGGGGCACGAUCCAUGAAGCCUUUUUUCGAAAAACCCAAGCCCCAGAGAACACCGAUGUCCUCGGAAUUCUCGACUGCUGUGAAGCUGGAUCCGUAGCGAGGCUUAAGAGCCCGCCCACAAGAGCCACCCAGGUAUUAGCUGCAUGUGGGGAGCACACUGACACGAAUUCACAAAACGGAUUCUCUUUUAGCAAGCGACUAUUUGCCACGGGUAAAAUCCUUUGGGACAAUGGAAUGAGAACCAUAACAACCGCAGAUAUUCUCCAGGAGAUUAACACACACCAGAUAUGGCGGAAACACUACCCACCUGCACAGCUGGUAACUUAUCUUGGCCGGAAUCCAAUUGCUUCCACUUUCAAGGACCCUAAAAACUCCCCAAGUGCUCCGAGGAGCCCGAACAGCUCUUCAACAUCAUCUUCCGGAACAUUUUCCGCUGAGGUCGAAGCAAGAUACACUGUGCGUGGCGAGUUGGAGAAUGUUCGCCAGAUUUUCAAUCGUUUUAACGGAAAUACGCCAGCUCGGUUGCAAGUGUCACCCAGUCAUUCAUGUGCUAAAGAUGGCUUGGUUUACCUCACUCUUAGGAUGACAUGGUACAAAUGGGCGAUAUGGUCAAUGGUGGUGGAUAUUGAAUUUGUUCGAGAAAUUACCACUCACUCUCCUUCGCCUGAGGGAAGUCAACGUCAGACUCCACCGUCUGGAGACAAACGUUCUUCGCGCGAUAUGGGCUCUAGUGGAAAGAGCCCCAGGGACAAGAAGCGGUAG